CUUUAUUUUCUAACGACAAUGUCUUUCUCUCUCGAAUCUGGUUUGGCUUACAAGAUCCUUAACGGUUUCUUUGAAAAUGCUUCCUAUGUCAAGGGUAGCGAUGCCUCUGAAGCUGAUAAGGCUGUCUUUGAAGCUCUUCCUGAAGGUCCUGCUGCUGCUACUUAUCCUCACUUGGCCAGAUGGUAUAACCACAUUGCUGCUGUUCAAGGUUUGACUGCCAAGGCUGCUGCUGCUCCUGCUGCUGCUGCUGAAGAUGAAGAUGACAUUGAUCUCUUUGGUUCUGAUGAAGAAGAAGUUGAUGAAGAAGCUGAAAAGAUCAAGGCUGCUCGUGUCGCUGAAUACAAUGCUCGCAAGGCCAACAAGCCCAAGCCUACUGCUAAGACCACCGUGACUCUCGAUGUCAAGCCCUGGGAUGAUGAAACCAACAUGGAUGAAUUGACUCAAGGUGUCAAGGCUAUUACUAUGGACGGUUUGUUGUGGGGUGGUCACCAAUUGGUCGCCAUUGGUUUCGGUAUCAAGAAGCUCCAAAUCAACUGUGUUGUUGAAGAUGACAAGGUUUCCAUGGAUGACUUGACUGAACAAAUCGAAGCUUUGGAAGAUUACGUGCAAUCUGUUGAUGUUGCUGCUAUGCAAAAGAUCUAA
Messenger RNA from Halteromyces radiatus, 642 nucleotides. RefSeq lists its product as uncharacterized. Lineage: Eukaryota; Fungi; Mucoromycota; Mucoromycetes; Mucorales; Cunninghamellaceae. Gene Ontology annotation, biological process: translational elongation. Gene Ontology annotation, molecular function: guanyl-nucleotide exchange factor activity; translation elongation factor activity. The transcript has 3 exons. The record is from RefSeq and is a predicted model, not a curated record. Gene Ontology annotation, cellular component: eukaryotic translation elongation factor 1 complex; cytosol. The coding region runs from base 19 to 642 and encodes 207 amino acids.